Molecule: messenger RNA, 564 nt
Organism: Wyeomyia smithii (pitcher-plant mosquito)
Lineage: Eukaryota; Metazoa; Arthropoda; Insecta; Diptera; Culicidae
Exons: 3
Coding region: 81-545 (154 amino acids)
Source: RefSeq, a predicted model, not a curated record
GCAGCCUUCGAAGGACAACUGAUAACCCUUAAUUUUGAGUCACUGCAUCCAAAUGCACCACCUUUCCAGGAGAUGUGGGAAUGCAUCCACCCGAAAAUCUUGGAUCAAUUUCAAGACGUUCACAGAUUUUUGAAAAACGAUCUGGUCAGGGCAUUGUGCAUUAUCCGUACCAAAGACCGACCAGAGGAGUCAAGCGACCACAUGACAGUGAAAACGAGAAGCAAUCGCGCAAACUCAAUCCGUUGCACGGUAUCGUGGAGUGGAUCAAUCAGGGAAUGGAACUACCACAGCCCGAUGUUCCAAUCAUCGUUGUAUUGGCAGCGUCAUUUGACGUUGGUGAUUGCAAUAUUGUGUGGAGAGACAUCGUAGUACCAGUGGGGUCGGAUCUUCUGAACGCUUUCGUUCUAUUGCUGCAAACAUUUGUUGUAUGCAACGUAAAAUGUCGCCCAUCUGAUAAGCUUUUCUAUUCGUUCUUCUACGCAUACUGCUUCAAAAUCGGUUCUCUGAGUACAACUGGCAAUAAGUUUCUCAGUCAAUUAAAUUGAUAAUCGUUUUUACAUUAAA